GGCAGACUACACUUGUCUCUAAAACCCACUUCUCUCCAAUUUUCAAUUGAGUACGUGUUUCAUCCUUGAAAUUUAGAAGUACAUUUAAAGACUUGAAUUAUGAAGGCUUGCGUCUGUUGAAAUUUGGAAAAGAAAUCGUCAAAAGAUGAAGACGCUAAUGCAGAAGUACACUAUAUGGAGAUAUUUUCUUUAUAUGGAGUUGGAAUUCCUACUGAGAGAGCCUAUAUUUACAAGCUGAGUGCAACAGCAGAUUGUUACAUUCCUUUUCAGAUUGAUACAAUGGCAGACAGUUCAGAUGAGUGCUCUUGUCUCAAAGGAGGGGUUUACAAUGUUAAUGGAGAUGAAACAGUUCCUGUUUUGAGUGUUGGUUACAUGUGUGCUAAAGCAUGGAAAGGGAAAACCCGGUUUAACCCUUAUGGAAUGCAAACUUUUAUAAGGGAGUAUGAUCAUGCUCCUCCUGCUAAUCUAUUGGAGGGUAGAGGCACCCAAGAAUCGCUUGCCAUACGUAAGGCAACUGUUACAGAAAGAAAAUUACUCAGUGGAAAGUGAUGUAGUUAGGACUUAGGACCUUAAAAAUGUUGUCUCAAGAGCAUAUGUGGAAAGAUUCUCACUGUUCGGCGUGGCUGGUUUGUGGUGUGGGUGAACCAAGAACCAUGGCCUGUGCCAGAUGGUGCUGGGGAUUGGUACCUCAAAAUUACAAAUCAAAGCAGCAACAACAUCAGAGAGUUUCAGGCUAAGCUCCUACCUGUUAAAGAAAGUGGAUACUCCCUUGAGGCUACUGAUUAUGGAGGCUGAAAAUAUAGAUUUCAUAUAGUGAUAUACAGAGUAUAUAUGUAACAUUUGUUUAUAAGAUCAAUCAUAUUUUAUUCGAUUAAUAUCAUAGUUUUUUUUCUUCUUAUAAGUAAUUAAUUUAGAUUA
This is a messenger RNA of Spinacia oleracea (spinach), 918 nucleotides long. Its product is annotated as phospholipid:diacylglycerol acyltransferase 1-like. The transcript is spliced from 2 exons. The record is from RefSeq and is a predicted model, not a curated record. Lineage: Eukaryota; Viridiplantae; Streptophyta; Magnoliopsida; Caryophyllales; Amaranthaceae. The coding region runs from base 175 to 549 and encodes 124 amino acids. Gene Ontology annotation, biological process: lipid metabolic process.